This is a messenger RNA of Daphnia pulicaria, 3623 nucleotides long. RefSeq names its product SEC14 domain and spectrin repeat-containing protein 1-like. The record is from RefSeq and is a predicted model, not a curated record. The coding region runs from base 370 to 3315 and encodes 981 amino acids. The transcript is spliced from 13 exons. Lineage: Eukaryota; Metazoa; Arthropoda; Branchiopoda; Diplostraca; Daphniidae.
AGUUAUAAAACCUCAGUCCGAGAGCGCUAGUCGUCCGGGUCGGUUGGGUUUCGUCUAUUCCACUUUGGUCGUCAGGUGUGCUGCUCGUCUUGGUACCUCACAGCAGCAGCUGCUCCUCCUCGAACGCUGUCAAGGCAAUUCUCUCCACAAAAACCGCCUGCGUGUCAUUUAUUUUUCCGCCGAGACGAAGUUGCAAACGAGCGAAAUGUCAAAGGUCAAUGGAUAACCCGUCAAAUUGUCUCAUUUACGUCAUUCACACCACCACCGCCGCCAAUCUCCAUCAGCGACACCUUAUUUUCAACUAGCUGCUUGUUUUUGUUUCUUUUAGACCGGGUCACGGAAGAAGAAUUUUUUUUUUUCAAAAAGGAAAUGGCGACGACGCGAGAUAUCGAAUCGGAGUUGAAGCGGCGGGUGGCGUACCUGCCGGGCGGUCGGGAUCGCUCGGGUCAGUCGUUAAUUGUCGUGCCAAUCGAUCCGCCUCCAGCCGGAUUGUGCGGAGCAUCAGCCGCCGUGGGAUCUUCUUCUUCACAAGCGACCGGCAAUAAUAACAGCCGCUCACACCAUCACCACCAGCACCACCAGACCAGCAGCAGCCGCGAAUUGAACGACUCGUUCGAUUCCGAUUCGCGGCUCAUGACCCGCGGAGAAGAGGAACGAUGCCAAGAUCUCGACCGAGUCCUCCGUUACUUACUACCCAUCGCUCUGGGAUCGUCGGCGAGCAAGAGUGUCGUCGUGCUCAUGGACGCCCGCCAGGGUUGCUGGCGCCUGCUGAGAGCUUCGACAGAGCAGGUGCAAAUCACGCUGGCCAACCACCUGGCCGCCGUCUGGGCCCUCAAGCCGGAACCUUUCUGGGAAAAGCAGCACGUCGAGUGCGUGAAAAGCCGCCAGGAUUGCAAGAUCCAGUACAUGUCCUUGUCCAAACUCCACAAGUUUGUCGAUCUGGAUCAAUUGCCAGAAGAGCUGGGCGGCCAGCUUCCCUACCAGCACAAGCAGUGGGUCAAGAACCGACUGAGGAUGGAAACGUUCGGCAAGCGGUCGCAGAUGAUUCUUGCCAACUUGUCGGAAGUGCGGGGCCAGUUGGAGCGCGGCUGCGAGCUGCAGAAGAGCGACGGCGGCUUCCGCAUGAUCGAUUGGAUGGUCUCGCUGGGCACGCUCUACCGCAACUGCCUCGCCAACGUCCGCAAAGUCGAACAAAACGGGAGGAAACUUUACAAACAACUGGAGACGGACGAGGAGUCGGGUUUCCGGCUGGCCCGAACCGACGGAUCCGUGACCGAGUACACCACCCAGUGCCAGCGACUGGUGCAGGAGGCUCUGGCCGGCAUACGCGGGCGAGUGGGCGAGGCCGAGCAGCUCUACGCCGAGCUCCAGUGCGGCAUCCAGCACGCCCGUGAAAUCCGCCGGCUGGAGGCCGGCGUCGAGGCCGUCACCGGUUGGGUCCUCGGCCCGGGCGCCGAUCUCCUCCGCCAGUUGAUCCUGCGCGGAAUCGGCCAGGAUCCCGACUCGGUCCUCGUCCUCCAGCAGGAGCUGGAACACCUCGAGCUCAAAUGUCGCGACACUUAUGCCAAAUACGCGGAAGUGCGUCACCGAUUGGGUUUCCUCUUCCGGUCGCGCUGCAUCCUGCCCAGCGACAUCAAGCCGAGGCGGAGCUUCAUGGAUUCCGUGUGCCGGACGUUCGCCGGUCUGCUGGAACGACGCCGACGCGUCCUCAUCACGUCCUACAAAUUCCACCGCCUUCUAGCCGAGUUUCACGUCAAAUUGGCCGACGCUUUGCGGGCCGUUCAGUCGUCGGAAGUGGGCGAGGAUCCCACCAAAGCCGAAGGUGCCAUGAACAUGCUGGACGAGUUCCAGCAAUCGAUCGACGGCCUGUGCGGUGAAGUGGAGUCGGAAGCCCAGCGGUUGCUGGACCUGUUGGUUCUGCCGCCGCGAGACGCCGUCGGCCGGGAACUGCAGGGAUACGACCACCGACGCGAGAGGCAGCACGUCCAGUUCUUCCUGCGGAGGGUCCAAGACGGCCAGGGCCGUCUGCAACACGCCUGGAGCAUGGAGCGACUCCGGCUGAGGAGGAUCAUUGAAAUUUCCACCUGCGAAAGAGACUCCCAACAGGCUCUGGCGUGGCUUGGUGAUUUGUGCAAUGUCAUGAAAACGUCCAGAGGCCGUGUGGGAUGUAACCAGAGUGAAGUCCAAGUGCUCAAACAGCAACAAUCCAAAUUCCAGGAAACGGCCAGGGGAGCUUAUGAGUACGGCAUGGGUUUGCUGAUGGCCGCUCUUGUCUUGCGUCGCUCGGCCAGUUUGUCGCCGGACCGCAAUCGCCAGCUGGCCGCCAUGCUCGGGUCCGUCUGGAACCGACUCUUGGCCGCCAUCAGGGAACAGAUGACCCGCCUCAGAGUUGCUGGACUGUUUUAUCGCGACAUAGCACAGCACGAAGCCGAUCUGAACGAUCUGGUCAACUCUGAGAAUCAAACCAAGUGGGCGAAAGAAAACGGGACAGGCGGUGAAUCUCUGGCGCCGGAAGCCGAGCAAGUCUUCCGCACUCUCGGACGGACUGUCCGUCUCGGCCGGCUGCUGCAGCGCAAAAUCCUCGAGCCUCUAUUGCCGGGAGAAGGGUUUGACGGCUGUCCGGAGAACCAACAGGCCGUCCAGGUCAUCAGCGAGAGGAUUGGCAACGUGACGGACCUGGCCCACCGUCUGGACGUGGCCCUGGGCAACAACGCCGACUCGUACGUCGACGCCUACAUCAUGGACGACAGCGUCUUCGACAUGGAAGAGAUCGACGUCGAAGUUGGAUUCGAGGAGACGGACAGCCUGUGCCACGAGUCCAGCCCCAAAGACGACGACGCCAGCAAGUUGUCGUGCUACCAGUCGGCUUCGUCCAACUGCAGCUGGAACAGCCUCAGUCCCGGCCGCACCGUCGUCUCCAAAACGCUGGAGCAGCUGGACAUGAAGCCGAUGGACGACUUCCGCGACUACGUCAAUUUCACGCCGACGCCGUCCAAACUCUUCCUCCAAACGUGCACGCCUUCCUCCGGCGUCGGCUCCUCCACUUCCGGUGGAUCCAUCGGCGGCCUCUCGCCCAACUCGUCCGAGGACAGCGGAUUCGGCACUGGACUUCGAGUCUACAACGGCAGCGGUUCUGGUGGUGGCUCCGGCAAACUCUUCGUCAAACCGGACGAACCGGCCCCUACGACCGGGGUCGACGCCGGUGUCGGUGUCGGCGACAAGCCCGUCAACAAGAUGGACGAUUUGCUGGGCGGGUCCCGGUUCCGUAGUAGCAUCUGCUACGCCAGAUCUGCCUCUUGCGAUUCGCUCUUUUAAAUUAAAAUUCAAAGAAUUCUACAGAGAAAAGAAAAAAACAAAAAUUAUUGAACACAAUUCAAAUGAAACAAAAUCACAUUUUUUCUUUUUGCAUAUCACCCAGAGUCUCUAUUAUAUGAUGGCCGCUUCAUUCAUUCUGUUCAUUAAUAUUUUUUUUUUUCGUUUUUUUUUAUUAUUUUGUCUAGUUAAUUUUUUUGACGUUUCAUUUGUUCUUUUUUUUUGUAACAACACACACACACCGCACUAACUGAAUUGCCAACGUUUCAUUCCUGCAGAGAAUCAGAGAAUAAAUUAUAUUAUUCUACGAA